AUGGGACGGAGCCGCAGCCGGAGCGGCUCGAAGCCGCGAGACGGGGGUGGAGGCAAGCGUGAGAAGGGCACGAUCAACACUUGGAACAACGACCGCCAGUUCGGCUUCGUCUCCUGUGAUUCUGGCCGCCAGGAUCUCUUCACUCAUGCGGAAUACAUCACGGACACUAAUGCGCGAUACGAUGCGAAGACACGUGGCUUGCGCCGUGGGGAUAGGAUAUCCUUCGAGGUCGAAGAGCCACAGGGCAACAAGAAGAGUCAGCAGGCUGUGAAUGUCGAGAUACUAGAGCUGGCGGGGCUCUCAAUGUUUGCUUGCCCACGUUGCAUUCAUCUCGAUGGCUUCGGCGAUCGUCCAGAGCCCGUCCUCGAGGAUCAUAAUAAAACUAUUAUGUUUAGCAGGAAAAGUAUCGGCAGAUUAGCAUCUUCCCUCCCAGUUUUGUCUUUGCAAGCAGCCUUUAACCCAACAUCCCAAAAUGCCCUAAGCUCUAACCGGUCUUGA
Symbiodinium sp. CCMP2592 is the source of this 498-nucleotide messenger RNA. Lineage: Eukaryota; Dinophyceae; Suessiales; Symbiodiniaceae. The record is from the annotation of a GenBank genome assembly.